GAGGUCGCGCGCGCGCGCGCGCGCACGCCAGGCGAGUGAGGGAGCGAGGAGCGGCCGGGCGUGAGUGUGUGGGAACGAGUGUGUGUGUGGGAGUGGGGGCGAGGGCAAGCCGGAGUGACCGCGAGGCUGUGAGAAAGUGGGCGAGUGUGCGAGGGCGCCGGGCCUGGCUGCGGGAGCCGCGGUGGCGGAGGAGGAGGGAGGCGGCUCCCGGCAUCCCGACCCCAUCCCCCUUCUCCUCGGACCUCCAUCCCGCCCGGCAGCCAGCCCUUCCCUCGGAGGCCCCAGCCGGGCUCAUCUGGCCGAGUGCAAGGGAGCAGCCGCCCGAGCCAGAGGGAAAUUGCCAGCAACAUCUUAUAAAUCCUCUACCUCUUCUCAGCCAUAUUGUGAAGAAACACACUAAAGUGAACAUUCUGUUUUCCUUUGACCAAUGAACACCAACCAAUCUUCAGGCAUUAUGUUUGUUGGGGGCACAGGAUGAACCAAUCCUUUAAAGUAUCUCCCAAGUCUUCCUUUGCCCAAUUUGUAUCCACCUGGGAUUUGCUACUGGGGAAGAGUUUACAUUCAGGAGGAAAUAAUCCAGGAAAAGGAAGAACAAGCAGAUCAACAUGUGUAGCUCUGUGGCUGCCAAGUUGUGGUUUUUGACAGAUCGUCGAAUUAGGGAAGACUAUCCCCAAAAAGAGAUCUUACGAGCAUUAAAGGCCAAAUGUUGUGAGGAGGAACUGGACUUUAGGGCCGUGGUGAUGGAUGAGGUGGUGCUGACAAUAGAGCAAGGAAACCUGGGUCUGCGGAUCAAUGGAGAACUAAUUUCUGCCUACCCCCAGGUGGUGGUAGUAAGAGUACCAACCCCUUGGGUGCAGAGCGAUAGUGACAUCACUGUUUUGCGCCAUCUAGAGAAGAUGGGAUGCCGUUUGAUGAAUCGACCUCAAGCCAUCCUGAACUGUGUUAAUAAGUUCUGGACAUUUCAAGAGUUGGCUGGCCAUGGUGUUCCUCUGCCUGAUACUUUCUCUUAUGGUGGCCAUGAAAAUUUUUCUAAAAUGAUUGAUGAAGCAGAAGUACUGGAGUUCCCAAUGGUAGUGAAGAAUACACGGGGUCAUAGAGGCAAAGCGGUUUUUUUGGCUCGAGACAAGCACCAUUUGGCUGAUCUCAGCCAUCUUAUUCGCCAUGAAGCUCCAUACCUGUUCCAAAAGUAUGUUAAAGAGUCUCAUGGACGGGAUGUACGUGUCAUUGUCGUGGGUGGCCGUGUGGUUGGCACCAUGUUACGUUGUUCAACAGAUGGGAGGAUGCAAAGCAACUGCUCACUAGGUGGUGUGGGGAUGAUGUGCUCAUUGAGUGAACAAGGGAAGCAGCUAGCUAUCCAGGUGUCUAAUAUCCUGGGGAUGGAUGUGUGUGGCAUUGACCUGUUGAUGAAAGAUGACGGCUCCUUCUGUGUCUGCGAGGCCAAUGCAAAUGUAGGUUUCAUCGCCUUUGAUAAGGCUUGUAAUCUAGAUGUAGCUGGUAUCAUAGCGGACUAUGCCGCCUCCCUUCUGCCCUCUGGCCGGCUCACCCGGCGUAUGUCCCUGCUCUCCGUGGUGUCCACGGCCAGUGAGACUAGUGAGCCGGAGCUGGGUCCCCCAGCCAGCACUGCUGUCGACAACAUGAGCGCAAGUUCCAGCUCUGUUGACAGCGACCCUGAAAGCACCGAGCGAGAACUGCUCACCAAGCUCCCAGGGGGCCUGUUCAACAUGAACCAGCUGCUAGCCAAUGAAAUCGAACUCCUGGUGGAGUGACUCCACUGGUAAAUAAUUAACCAACAAAACCCUUGUAAAACUUCCUUCUUUCUUUUUUUUCUUUUUUUCUUUUUUUCAACCAAUUUGCAAUGCUGUUCAUGGAAGAUGCUCAGGAAGAUGACAGAAAAUUGAGUAGGAUUAGUUAGGAAAGAAGAGGGAGAUAGACAAGACCUCUGCUAUUAAGAUGUUACUGACUUUCAUUUACAAAUUCUGCAGAUAGAGAGGCAGAAGAGGUGAGAUACAAAAAAAUGUGAGGCUCUUGUAGUUACCCUUCUAAAUUACUCAAAAUGUUGUAUCCUCUCAGGCCAUGGAAAACACAUAAAUUUUUUUCAUGGUCCCUUUUUGUUUUUAUACAGUUGAUACAAAUUUCAGAGUAGUGUAACUUCACAUUGUGUUGCAAAGAUUUGUGAUGGGUGAGGAAAACAUCUACGUAAAUUACAUGAAUUUUUUUUAUACAGUUCUGAAAAUUCUGCCUUUAUCAUAUUAGCUACAGCUUUAUGUUCAUAGUUUAUAAAGUCUUGAGGGGCUCUUAUUGGGAUUAUUUUUGGUUUUAGUUUUAUCCCUUAAUUUUGGCAGGGAGGGGCAACGUGAAUAUUAUCCAAUAAAGGUUUCUUUAAUGAAAAAAUUGGCAUGUUUGCAUGAUAAAAGGGAAAUGAACAGUAUUGCAAUAUCUGGUGCACAAAAUAACAUUUACUCCAAUGUGGAUAAAAUUACACUAGUUUAAAAUAUGUGCAUUGACCUGUAUUUGUUAGUGUUUUAGUCUUUUUUGAGAUAUAUGUUCUGUUAAUGUUGCAUUUUUUUAAAACAUGCUAGUCUAACAUUCCCUGAUCUAUGCCUGCAUCUUUAACAAUGGCCAAAGUGAAAAAAAUGCUACCUUUUUUUGUUAACAAGACACUGACUCGAAACAUGUGCAUUUAAAGCCUUUUAUUUUUUCCUUUUUACUUUCGGUGGUUGGGCAUUUAAAGAAUAAGGACAAGGAAAAAUAUUUUGGGGGGUGGGCGGGCAAAUCAAGGGGCUGUAAGUUCUUACGUAUAAAGCUGAAGUGAUUUCUAAUCCCAGCAUUAUAUAUUUGCAUUUUUCGCAUUUUAGGAAGGAGUAUAUAUGUGUCUGUGUGCACGCAUGCAUGUGUAUGUUUUGCUUUUUGUUUACACCAACCAAUCAAAAAGGAUAGAUUCUAGAAAAUGGAGCAUGAUGGGAACACAUUUUUUUACUUUAUAAAACAGAUGAGUUGUUUUCAUAACUAUACUCCACUGGGGUAGAGAUAGAUACCUGAAGACAUAAGGAGAAUAGAAGCUUCUUAGGCCUUUUUGUGUAUAUGUUGUUGUUUGGUUUUUUUCUUUGGUUCUAGACUGUUCAGUGUAUGAUUUAUUUAAGGCUACAUGCUUUUCAUUGCUUCUGGCUCUGUGUUUUCUCCUAUUACACAUAGGUAUUGAGAUGGGGUGGACUGGACGUUUUUGUUUGGGGACUUACUUAGCAGUAUUAAGUCUCUUAUAUAGCCCUACUCUGAAGCCUUCAGUACGCUCUACUCUUUAUAUUCCUUUACUUUCUGAAUUUAUAAAAGCCCCAAAACUGCAUAUAAUAUGAGCCUUUAAAACAUGGGUAAAAUUAUCCCACUGAUGGUUUGGAAGGUGUGUUAAGAAAUGGAGAUGCUCCAGAGCUCAACGUACUUCUUUUAAACAGCAAGUUCCAUCUCCCUACAAUCCUCUGAAGCUUAUACCCAAGUCCUUCCUUGUCUCUCCAGUGCUUUUUUUCUUCAGAUGGACUUUAAACUUUAUUUCUUGGACACUACUAGAGAGACUUCAAGGCAAUAAUAAAAGAUCAGUAUUAAUAACCAGCUCUAACAGAGGUUUGAUCAUGCUUGUACAGUUUUCCUCCCAUUUUAAAAAGGAAUGUAAUAAAAUUUGUUUUUUUUCCAUAGAAUGAAAUAAUAUUAAAAUUGAGUGAAAGGUUGAUUGUUGACAAAUAGAAUAGUAUUUCUAAUCUGUGCAGUGUUUCAUUUCACCUCAUAAAAAGAUACAUAAGAGGAGUUUCUAAUUUAUUUUAUGAUACUUUAAUCUUAUCUAAAAGAAUUUGACUUGAACAGGUUUAUUAUGGGACUUACAUACAUCAUAAGUACCUCUGACUCAUUAAAUACAUGGUACUUCUUUCACAGAAAGACCAUACUUUGAAGGAUGUACACUAUUUGGGAACGGGAAAUAAAUCAGGGAGAAAGAACUGCUUAAUUAAAUCAUCAUUCAUAUGUUUGUGUAGAGACGAUCUGGUUGCCACCUAAAUUAUGUUACAUAUACUUUGAAUAGUUACAUAUUGCAUGUAUAUACAUUAAUGAAUUUUAAAACACAAAUAGAACAACACUCUCUGUUUGAUGAAGCACUCAAGGUUUGUGUUGGGUGGGAUAAAGCACCAGGAAAAAUACAGAUAGCCUUUUAAAAAAUUUUACCAAAUUAACCAACUAUAUGAUAAGAAAUAUCAGAUAUAUCAGUUUUAUUCACUAUCCAUCUUUUGUGCAUUCACACUAUAUUAAAACUUAGCUUUACCAACCUAUUUCUGGAUUGUACACUCACAUGUUAGAAUGAAAGGGGGAAGGAGUGGUCAUUUUAGACUUCAAAAACAUGAGUAUCUUCUUGAAAGCCUUCAAAAAUUAAGGUAAAGAAAAUGAACAAACCGUUCUGGAAGAACCCAAAUAAAACAGCCCAGAUAAUUAAGUGAAAGUUAAAUAUAUUUUUAUAUUGUUUAAUAACUUUUGUUUAAUCUUUAUUACUAUUAUGAGAGGUAAAAAUGUAUUUAUCAAAUAUGUAUAAUCAUUAUGCCAAAAUCUGAAUUACUGUAAAAUUAUUGUGCAUUGUUAAAAUUGUAAUUCUGAAUUGUAUUUUAAAAGUAAUUCUUUCUGAUACUGUUUUUUGUCACCCAUGAUGAAAACUGGACUCAUACACACACACACACACACACACACACACACAAAUAUGAACUAUUCCAUUUAAAAUUUUUAAUAGUUUUUUUUUUCUUUUUUGGUGCCUAUAAUUCAUUGGUCAUUUCUGUUGGCUUUUACUGCACUGAACUUUAAAAUCUUUCUGUAUAUGCUAUCAAUCAGAAAAUACCCUGGAACAUUAUAAAAAUUCAUCAAGAGACUUGCUUUCAUCAACACUUUAUCAGACUUUUGAGAAGUUAUCGAAGGCAUUGAAAGAAGUAAUUGACUUUCAAAAUCAUCUCUUCUUUUUCUCAAGAAGAAAACAGUGGAAAAACAAAUUCUCUUCAUUCAGUGAAUCCCCAGUUUGGGGUCUGGGGAGCCUAGAGACAUUGUGAAAUCAAAUCUUGUGUUAUUUUCUCCUGGCUCACUCUUUUUGAGAAGGUUAAUGGGCUAUGUGGCUGGUGAGACACGAUCCCCUCCUAAGAAAAUGUAGGUGCUCAGACAGGUAACCUCUGCUGCUACUGUUUUUAUUUGUUUGUUUGUUUGUUUAAUUUCAUUUAAAAUUUGUUUUUGUUGUACUAGGAUAUUUUAAAAUGUAAUAUAUUGCAGGAUUUAUAACCAG
Messenger RNA from Hipposideros armiger (great roundleaf bat), 5293 nucleotides. It is a transcript of the gene RIMKLB, whose product is annotated as ribosomal modification protein rimK like family member B. Bases 606 to 1766 code for a protein of 386 amino acids. Gene Ontology annotation, molecular function: N-acetyl-L-aspartate-L-glutamate ligase activity; metal ion binding; ATP binding. The record is from RefSeq and is a predicted model, not a curated record. Gene Ontology annotation, biological process: protein modification process. Gene Ontology annotation, cellular component: cytoplasm. The transcript is spliced from 7 exons. Lineage: Eukaryota; Metazoa; Chordata; Mammalia; Chiroptera; Hipposideridae.